Mobula hypostoma (lesser devil ray) is the source of this 6121-nucleotide messenger RNA. RefSeq names its product extra spindle pole bodies like 1, separase (gene espl1). Gene Ontology annotation, molecular function: cysteine-type endopeptidase activity. Gene Ontology annotation, cellular component: mitotic spindle; cytoplasm; centrosome. Lineage: Eukaryota; Metazoa; Chordata; Chondrichthyes; Myliobatiformes; Myliobatidae. The coding region runs from base 59 to 6121 and encodes 2020 amino acids. The record is from RefSeq and is a predicted model, not a curated record. The transcript has 28 exons. Gene Ontology annotation, biological process: meiotic chromosome separation; proteolysis.
CGGGUGGUUUUGAACGACAAACGACGAACGGCGGGCGGUUGUGGACCUUAACAGGGAGAUGGUGAGCAUGGCGGAGCUGCGGCGCCGUACUGGCAGCCCGCGGGACUGUGACCGGCUACGGGCCGAGCUGCAGGAGUCGUUGCGCAGCCUGUUGGAACAGCCGAGAGAGAGUGCUGAGAACCGGGCUACCUGUGACCGAGUGCUGCGGGCCUGUAUCCAGCGGCUGGGCGAGGGCGCUUCUGACCCUAGGCAUCCCGAUAGCCUGAGCCGACUGGGGGAGCUGGCCUACCAGGGCUACCGGGCCUCGGGCAGUCCACCAGCCCAACCGCUCUAUGCCGAGCGGCUGCUCUUCCAUCUGCUGAGAGCAGCCGCGGCUGCUGGCGCCUCUGCUGACUGCUGCAUGCCCCUGUGCGAUCACCUGUACCAGGACCUGGCCUCCUGCCGCGCUGGGAGUGGUGGCUCCACCCGGGAUUACGAGGCGGUGGCCAAGAACAGCUUCAGUGUGCUGUGGAAGAGGGCAGAGUCUGAGGAGGAGGCAAAAGAGGAAGGUGGAGGCAGACCCUACCAGCGGGCCCUGACACUGCGACUGAGCUCCCUCCGGUUCCUGGCCCUCCUAGAGGGGGGCCCAUCGUGGCCCAGCCCACUGCUUGGGAAGUUCUCACUGGCCUGCAGCCUGUAUGAGAAGGGUGGUGGCUGGCCAAGCAAGGGGCAGGCUGGGCACCUGGCCCGGGUUUUCGAGGAGAGGCUGCUGCCCACGCUGGACUCCACUGGUCGCAGCCCCUUCCUGCUCUGCCAGUUGACCGCCCACUGCUGCUCAGUCCUGUGCCGGGUUGGUCAUCCCUCGCUGGCCCUGGACACCCUUUCCCGGGCCCAGGAGCUCCUCCCCUCCAGCGCCCUGCCCCACUUUGGGGCCUGCCUGGGUCUUUGCCAGCUAGCGGCCCGGAUGAGGCUCCCGGGGCUGGGGUGGAGUGAGACCCUAGACCAGGCCAAGCAGCUGCUGCGCUCGGUGGGAGCGGCUCCAGGCUGGGAUGAGAUGCGGGCCCUGGCCUUGGGCUGCCGGCAACUGACCAUGGCAGCUGGGCUAGAGGCAAGGAGGGGGCGGAAGGAGCCUUUCUCGGCCCAGGAACUGUUGAGGCUGGCUGCCUUCCUCCGGCUCUACCUCCCUCUGCUGACACAGGAGGUGGAUCGGGCUCAGGAACAGAUUCCCCUGUGGAAACAGUGCUAUCAGAGUUUGGAAGGCUUCACCAGCAGUGUGUAUGAUUACCUAAUGGAGUCUCAGGAGAAAGAUCCCUUAGAGGCCCAAUGCUUGGCGGAUUCCUGUCAUGAUAUGGUGAAGACGAUGGUGGAGGUGGAGAUGGCGCUGACCCAGGAGGGUCUGUCUGAGUACGCGGGUGCUACAGCCCUGCGGGUCUACAACCUGGUCUACGGGUUCUACAGCUACAGACUGUUCCCACAGGCGCUAGAGGUGGCCCGUGCCCUGGGAAUGGAGGGACCUCUACCUGGCUGGUUCUGGUACUUAUAUCUCCCCCAGGAUCGGGUUCCUAAGUUCUACCGGCUGCUGGUGGACUGCUGUCGGAAGGCGGGGAGGCUGCAGCUGGCCCUGGACCUGGUCACCGUGUGGCUGGGCUCAACAGCUUGUCCGGGUCCAGGGUCCCUGUCCGAGCCCGUUGCUCUGUGGGUCAGCCUGAAGGCUGAGGCAGUGAAAGAUGGGGACGAGGAGCUCCAGCUCAGGACGUUGAUGGACGCGCUAGAGCCCUGGGACCUGGAUCCCUGUAUCUUGGCUGGGCUGCUCUCUGAGGAGCUGCAGGCCUACAAGCGGCUGCGGGUGGACACAGCCCAGGAAAGGUUCAAUGUGAUCUGUGACCUGCUGCAGCUGGCAGACCAAGAGCCGGGUGCCCAUCUGGAGCUGGAGCGUGCCCUGCAUCUGGUGGAGCUGGCACAGGUCCUGUGUUACCGUGACUUCCGGCAGCACACCCAAUGUUCAGCCACAGACUGCGUGGAGGAGGCACUGAUGAUUCUGGAAUCCUUGCCGGAGACCCCCACCAACAGGCAGCAACUGCGGGAUGACCAGGCUCGAGCCUCCCUGUGGCUCUACGUCUGCAAUCUGGAGGCCAGAAUCCGGGAGAGUGUGGAAGGGUGCCAGAGGAAGCGGGCAGCAGCAGUGGACACCCCUGGGCUGGAGGAGGGAGAAACCAAUGAUGUGGAUUACGAGGAGCAACAGCAGGGGGCAGCCCUCCCACAUGACAGUAUUGCCUUCAACCUGCGUGCCGAGAACCGGCACUGCCGACCCCUGGACCGGGCCCUGUACCUUUGGAAGAGUAUCCUCUCAGAGUGUCCGGCUCCUGCCCUCCGCAGCCUGGAGCAGACAGUCCACGAUCUUCACCUGAUGGCUGCUCUCUACCGGCUCAUGGACAAGCCCUUCCAGGUGAUAGAGAGCUACGGAUUGAGCCUAUGCCUGCUGGAUCCCCGAUCAGAGCCCCUCUCUGUCACCAAUGUCCUGCUGCAUGUGGCCGAGUUUCUGUUGCUGCUGGAAGAUGCCCAGCUGGCAGAGACCUGUUUGGAUGAAGCUGAGCUCCUCCUGAAGAGUUCGGAUCCUGCUAAAAGUGACUACCCACUGGUGAUGUCCACCUACUCUAUCCUGCGCAGUCAGCAGCUCUAUGUCACCCAGCAGGUUGCCAAGGGGUUGGCCCUGCUGCUGGAGGUCUUGCGGUCUCCUUUGCUCCAGAAGCCCUCCAAGGUAUGGUACCUGCUGAAGGCCAAGGCCCAACAGCUGUCGGCUUCCUAUCUCAGCCUGCCUGCUUCUGUCCUCCCGGCCCAGCUGCGUGGAAAGCUCCAGGAACAAGGUUGGAGCUCAGCAGAGGCUGCCCUGACAGACUCCCACAAGAUGCUGUGUGGCAUCGUGAUGCUUCUUUGCCCUGGCAUGCUGACAUUUGGGAACAGCCAGCCUGAGCUGACCUCCCCUCCAAACUCAGGGGACAAUCUCUACCAGAAGUGGCUUGUGCUGUGCUCUUUGCUCACCUGCUCCUGCCGGUUGGUGCGGCUUCUGACAGGAAUCGGGAAUACGCAGGAGGCGAAGAUGUUCUGCCUGGAGGCCCUGAGACUGACCACCAAAUUGCAGUGUGUCCGACCGUGUGCACAGAUGUUAGUGGCCAGUGCAGAGCUGGAGUUGCAGAGGGGCGAGCAUGCGGCCUGUGGGCUGGAACUGGAGCGGGUGCUGGAGCUGCUGGAGUCCGAGACAGAAUUUGGUGCUGAUACCUCAACCGAUGGCAAGGGCAGCAGGAGGAGGAUUUGUCCCUCAAAGGGCCGAGUGGCGGAAGUGGAGGGGGAGGGGAAUGAGAGGGGAGAGGAGGGGGAAACGGCCUCUGCCUUCCUACGGGUCUGCCACUUUUCACCUGCACCUUACCCUUACCCCUGGGGACAGUCUGCCUCGCCUGAGCUCCAGCCCCGGUCCCUGACCCUGCCCCGGGCCCUGGCACACCCUCCCAUCUGCUCCUGCGCCCACUGUACUGACCCCACCCUGUCCUCAACCUGCCUGCGCUGGGCACUGGUCCAGGCCGGCCUGGGACAGCAUGAGGAGAGCUGGGCCCUGUUGCAGGCUGUGCUGGAGAGGGCUAGACCGAGGGCUGCUCGACUACAUGAUAGCCUGGUCCGAGCACUGCAGGCCUCACGCCUUGUAGGCCGAGGAAUGGGUGCCCCAAGACUGGGAUGCCGAAGAAUGGAGGCCCCAGGAGGCCAAGUGGUCAAUCAGGGCUCCAAAAGCCGUAGGGUGGAGGCUUUGGGCCGUGUAGACCAAGAGAUGGGCCCAGCAGGCGGGGAAGACCCUGCAACUGACUCCGCGGUGCUGGGGCCUUGUGAGGCGGCUCGGUCCUACUCGCAGCUGGCCUGGUUGAGCCUGGGCUGCGAGUGGCCGGUCAAGGUCCAGAAGCAACCUCUGGGGGGCCUGGAGUGGCUACGGCCAGGCAAAGGGGGCCCCUUGGAACUGGAACUGACCCAGGCCUGGGCCUCCCUGCUGCUGGUGCAGGCCCUGGGCUUGCUGGGUCCCCUGUCCCAAAGGCAGGGAUGCAGCCCAUUGGGGCUCUUCUCUCCAUCCUGGGGCUGGGCACGAGCACAGGGGCAGGGACAGGACCCUCCUUUUCCCUCCCAGGCGAAGGCAGGGCCAGGCCUGAAGCCCCGACGAGAGAAACCUUCUCGUUUCCGGGUGCUUGAGGACAGGUCAGACAUGGUUUGUGACCGGCCCAGAGCUUGGGCGCGGACCCGGCUGAGGAAAAAGUUUGACGACAGUGAGGUGGAGUGGGACGGAGACCCAGCUGCAACUCCUGCAGCAGAGGCCUCCCCCUCCACCACCACCGCGUCCUCCACCUCCUCAGCCAAAAGUCAAGGCGGAGCUCCUCAGAAACGCCAGUCCAAGGCUCGCAGGCCCCGGCAGGGGGCGGGAAGAGGCAGGCACGAUGCUAAGAGAGGGACGCAGGCCAAGACAGGCUCCCGCAGACAGCCGGUAGAGGAGGUGCCUGAGUCCGAGGUGCUGAGGCGAUGUGAGUUGGCUCCUCAGAAAGGGCCGAACACACUCACACCGGAGAGGAGGGGGAGACAAAUCCCCGGUGAUGCCCAGCACCCUCCAUCCACACUGGGAUUCUCUGCAGAUGUGACUGCGCUGGACUCUGUGUACUCCUGCCUGACAGAGGCCGUGGCCUCCAUUAGCCACUGCCCACCCAGUGGACUGUACGCCAGAGCAUGCCGGCUGCUUGCUCUAUGUGUGGGCUCUCGGGACCCCCACACCACCGCCUUCCUCCUCAGCGAGUCUCUGGCCAUCACCUCCCGUCACCAGAUGAUGCAGAACCUCCACCGUAAGGCCCUGAAGAACAGGAAGGCGCAAGAUGCGGAUGUGACUGCCCAACUGCAGAAGCUGAGCCUGAGUAACAACAGGAAUCCUGGUCCUAAUCCCCACUCUCUCUACCUCUCUGAGCUACACUCAGUGUUUCAGUUCCGGGGGGCCGAGCCCAGUGCUUGGGCCCAGGAUGGAGCUGCCGCCUUCCGGGAGCAGCUAAGGCACAUUCCCGCGGAUGUGAUGGUGUGCCUGUUGACGUUGGCUGCUGUGGGCCCGCACGACACAGGAGAUGUGCUCCUAUUCACCAGGCUGGAGAAGGGCAGGGUGCCCAUCAGUGUCCAGAUACCCACAGAAAGCGGCACAGUCUCGGUCAGCUCGCUGCUGGCAGAGUUUGAUGCCAUCCUGAAGGAGCAGAAGGAGAUCAGCAACGUGUCGGAGCUGAAGGCUUGGUGGGAGGGACGGACUGCCCUGGACCGGCGGAUGAAGCACUUAGUGGAUUCUCUGGAGACCGGUGUGCUGGGCUGCUGGAGGUGUCUGCUGCUGCCUAGUUGCCCGGACACCCAGGUACAGCAGGAAGCAGAGGCUUUUGGCCGUUUCCUGGAAGAGAGGGGCUACCAGUACAAGCACCAGGACCUGCUCAAGGUAGUGCUGAGCGCCUCGCACCUGCUGACUCCGCUGGACAUCCAGUCCCUGUCCGAGGGCCUAAGGGGUGGCUGUCCUUCCGAGGUGGGUGACUACCUGCAAGGGGCCGUGGACAGGCUGAAGCUCCUCACCGGCCGACACACCAGGCAGUCUUCCCAGCUCAUCCUCAUGUUGGACAAGGAUCUGCAGAGACUGCCCUGGGAGAGCAUGCCCUUACUUCGAGGGGGCAGAGUCUCCCGACUCCCGAGCUUCCAGUUCCUACUAGGAUACACCAUCACUAAGAAGCACCAGUUGAAGUCUGUGCUGACGGAAGGCGUGGACCCCGGAAAUGUUUUCUAUGUCCUCAAUCCCCAGGGCAAUCUGCCCAAUACGGAGAAGACCUUCAAGGCCUGGUUUGAGAGGAAGGAGGGGUGGGAUGGUGUGGUAGGGCGAGGACCCAGCCAGGAGCAGCUGAGAUCAGUCCUGUGUAACCGUGAUCUCUACCUGUAUGCCGGUCACGGUGCUGGCGUCCGAUUCCUGGAGGGGCAGGAGAUCCAGAAACUCAGCUGCCGGGCGGUGUCUCUACUUCUGGGCUGCAGUAGUGCCACGCUGGCUCUUCGUGGCAAUCUGGAGGGUGUCGGCAUUGUCCUCAAGUACAUGAUGGCCGGCUGGUGA